UUCAAUUUCGAAUUAGGGUACAUCAGUUUCAACUUUCAAUCCUGCAAGAUGAAGUCUCUCCUUCUUGCUAUCUGUCUCAUUGUUGCUGUAAAUGGCAGGUGUAGCCCCAACAUUUGUUCAAGGGUCCGAUGCCGUGGCGUGACACCAGCCGAGUGCCAAGAUGGCAUCAUUGAUCCCAAUGGAGGUUACUGCGGUUGCUGCCCCAAAUGUGUUAAGACAGCUCUUUACGAGGCCAAAGAAACAUGCAAGGAUAAAAGAACUAGACUACAAGAAACUGUCAACAAAGCAGGCCGUCCAAUUCUAGGACUUAGUCUCCCUACGUGCAAUGAGGAUGGUUCAUUUGCUCCUAAGCAAUGCAAAGGUUCUGUGUGUGUUUGUGUUGAUAGAUCAGGGAAACAAAUUGAUGGCUUCAUGUCUAAGAUAUGGCUCUCUAAAGAUAUGAAUUGUAAAUGUGCAGUGGACCGUGACGCAUACCAACAGAAGGGCAUUAGAGGAAAGACAUUCAGAUGUGUUUUAGUAGAUAAACAGGGUGGGAAGGUUAUAAAGAAAAAACUAUUGAGACUUUGUAAAUGUGGCUCAGGCUGGUUCAUAAUUGGAUUAAUACUAUUCAUAGUAGGAAUUAUCUUAUUGGUUUACUACACUAAAUAUUGGAACACUGAAAGAUGGGAAAGGGGUUUAGCCUAUGCUGGUGUAGGUCUACUGAUUAUUGGUCUUAUAAUCACUACAGUAGGAAUAGUAUUUUGUGUUGCACUUGGUGUCGUGUACAGGAAAAGAGAAGCCAGUUCUGUUAAAAUGUUUGUACCACCAAAAUAUUCAUAUGGCGAGGCACCCUAUCCCCAACAGAACUGGGGUGAUGCUAAAAAUCCACAUGGCCCUCCCACAGAUGGAGGAGCUCAUCCUGCUGCGUCGCCUACUGCACCCCCUGCGGGAAUGGUCGCACCAGAACAAAUACAGAUUGACGAUAGUAAAGGAGUCUAG
Molecule: messenger RNA, 978 nt
Organism: Owenia fusiformis
Lineage: Eukaryota; Metazoa; Annelida; Polychaeta; Sabellida; Oweniidae
Source: the annotation of a GenBank genome assembly